This is a messenger RNA of Adineta steineri, 591 nucleotides long. The record is from the annotation of a GenBank genome assembly. Lineage: Eukaryota; Metazoa; Rotifera; Eurotatoria; Adinetida; Adinetidae.
AUGACAUUCCAUACUGGAAUCAAUAGUUAUCCGAUAGAUAUUGCUGUCGCUGAUUUUAAUCGUGAUGGUUGUCAAGAUAUCGCUGUCGUUAAUCAAUAUAGUCGAAAUAUUGGUAUAUUUUUUGGGCACGGUAAUGGAAGUUUUGAAAUACAAAAGACAUUUUCCACUGGCCACUAUUACGAUCCAAGUCAUUUAGUUGUGGGCGAUUUUAACAGUGACACUUUAAUAGAUAUUGCUGUCUCCUAUGAAAAGAGUGAUUUUAUUAACGUAAUGGUUGGAUAUAGUAAUGGAAGUGUGGAUAGCAGCACGAAAUUUCACAUAGGAACUCCAUUCAUAGAACAUCAAAUGCUUGUCAGUGAUUUUAAUGAUGAUCAUUGUUUAGACAUCGUUUUUGCUGAUGCUCAGAAAGUACAUGUGUUUGUUGGGGAUGGAUACGGACAUUUUGAAACACAAUCGGUAUUUUUACUAGAGAAGGGUUAUAUAAUCCCUUGGCUAGGUAUUGGCGAUUUUAACGAUGAUAGUUAUGAUGACAUCAUUUAUAUGGACAAGCUUAACGUAUUCGAAGGCAUUUUUUUGAAUAAAUGUAAAUAA